This is a messenger RNA of Lactuca virosa, 1490 nucleotides long. Lineage: Eukaryota; Viridiplantae; Streptophyta; Magnoliopsida; Asterales; Asteraceae. The record is from the annotation of a GenBank genome assembly.
AUGGAAGAUUAUGGUGUUGUUUGUUCAUCUCCGCCGUCAUCUCCACCAGGUCUUUUUUGGAAAUACCAAAUUUUUUUAGACUCAAUGGAUCUCAAACCCUUUAGACUUGACAUUGAUGACCUUAUCAAUGAGUUUGCAGAGGGUGAAAUGACUACAUUAACUGAUAUGAAGAAAAUAUGGCUUUCUAAAAAAUUCUCAUGCAUCUUUGAGGCUAAACCCAAUUCAAAAUUGGGUUUCUUUAUGCAAUCUCUCUAUUCCCAUUCCAUAGGUUACAUGGUAUCUAAUUCUUCUAUAUCACACAGAAUCGGAGGGCUUUAUUGUCUUUUCUGCCUACAUGAAACACAACCAUUCAAGCCUCCCUUCAGAAUCUAUUUGUGUGCACGAGAAAUCAAGAGACUUAAGGAACUUGUUGUUGAUGCAAAAAAAGAGAAUAUAGGAAUUGUAUCAAUUUUAGUGAAAAGUAUGCUAGAAAGGGAUUUAUUUCUAUAUGGAGCUACUGAUUUAAAACAAGGAUCUGUAGAAGAAAGGGUAAAUGAAUUAACAAAUUUACAAGAUGCACGUGUUCAACAUGCCAAUAAAAAGUUAUUUAAAGACACAGAAAUCGAACGUUACAUCCACAUGGACAUAGAUAAAGAAUUUGAUGUUGAUUCACUCAAGAAAAUGUCAAGAGAUUAUUCUUUGGCCAAAGAGCUAGCUAUUAAAGAAGCGGAAAAGGUGAUGGAUACACGUGAUAUAAAGCACAUUGCUGAAAACCAGAUAUUGAUUGGAGAUGUGAUUGGGAAAACAAGUGAAGAUUGGAAUGUUGAGAAAGAAAUGUUUUAUAAGAAAACUGGACACGUGGCAGAAAUCCAGAGCAAAGAACAACAAAAUGGAAAUGGAGAAGACUUUGAAGCGGUUGAGUUUAAUGAGAAUUCAGGAGAGGAAGAUUGUGUAAAAGAUGACUUUUAUCUCAUUCUCCCUCUGCACCAAAGUUUCCACAACCUCAACGAGCGGAAAAAAAAGUUGUUGAUUAAGAAGAGAAAUCAAAUGGCAACAUUUGAGUUGUAUCGUAGGUCAACAAUUGGAAUGUGUUUGACUGAAACUUUGGAUGAGAUGGUAUCAAGUGGGAUUCUUGGUCCUGAGCUUGCUAUCCAAGUUCUUGUUCAGUUUGAUAAGUCAAUGGCUGAAGCUCUGGACAAUCAGGUUAAGACCAAGGUCUCUAUUAAGGGGCAUUUGCACACGUACAGAUUCUGUGACAAUGUGUGGACAUUCAUUCUUCAAGAUGCUCUGUUCAAGUAUGAUGAAUGUCAGGAAAAUGUUGGAAGGGUUAAGAUAGUGGCAUGUGACUCAAAAUUGCUUGUUCAAUGAGAAGAUUAUGUGAUUUGGUAAAUUUUUAAGCUUAGAAUCAAUGAAUGAAUGUUAAUGAAUGAAAUAUUAUGGGGUUUGUUCCUCUGGUGUAAACUUAUUAUGGAACAGAGUGAAUUCCAUACAAUUUCCCCAUAAACUCACCC